AUGUCACGGCUAAUUGUGAAGAAUAUCCCAAAUUUAAUUACAGAAGCUUAAUUAAAGACAAUAUUUGAAAAAAAAGGUGAAGUCUCUGAUGUUAAAGUUAUUUUUAAAGGCACUAAGAAUAGAAGGUUCUGUUUCAUAGGCUAUAAGAACGAAUCAGAUGCAAUCAAAGCAAAAGAGCAUUUUGAUAAAACAUUCAUAAUGAUGUCAAAAAUAUCAGUUGAUUUUGCUAAAACUGUAGAUGAUCCUGCCUUACCUAGAGCUUGGUCAAGACAUACUCAAGGAUCAUCAGCAUUUCAAAAAAUUCAUAAAAGUUAAGAACCACCAGUCACAAAAAAAGUAAAAAAAAAUAAAGAAGAAGAGUAAGAUUAAGAAGAACCUAAGAAUGAUUAAAAAUCAAAAAAAUUUUAAGAGUUCUUAGAAUUAAUGAAAACUAAUAAAAAAACAAAUUAAGAGAUAUGUUGGAAUGAUAAUGUGAAUAACUAAGUAGAUGAAAUAUUUGAUAAGAUAGAAAAAGAGAAGCCAAAAGUAGUUUAAUAACCUAAACCAAAUACAUUAGCUAAUGUAAAUGAAAGAAGAUUAUAUGUUACUAAUAUACCAUAUACAAGUACAGAAUAGGAAUUAAGAACUGUAUUUGAAAAGUAUGGUACUGUUUCUAGUUUAAAGAUACCAAAAUAAAGAGGAGGAUCACUUUCUGGUUUUUGCUUUGUGGAGUAUCAAUUACCAGAAGAAGCUGUCAGGGCAUUUAGUGAAUUAGAUAAUAAGAUUGUUUUGGGAAGAAUAUUUCAUGUUAGACCUGCAUUUAAAGAUGAUAAAGAAGAACAAUUAAAAUAAGAAUAAUAAUUGAAAUAAGAGAAAAUGAUUGGAGAAGAAAAAUCAUCAUAUAAAAAGUUUAAGAAAUAAUAAAUGCUUGAGAGGCUUAAUGAUACUACAUCAUGGAAUACAUUAUUUUUAAAUCCUAAUACAAUAAUUGAAGGAAUUUGUAAGAAAUAUUCAUUGGAUAAGAAAGAAAUCUUAUCAGAAGAAAAUGAUGAUAUGGCAGUUAAGAUGGCUUAAAUGGAAACAUAAGUUAUCAAAGAAACUAAAGAUUGGCUUAAAAGUGUUGGUUUAAAUAUUGAUUUUUUAAAAGUUGAAAAGAAUUAAUGUGAAAGAUCUAAUAUUACUAUAUUUGUUAAAAAUAUUUAAUUUAGAGUUAAUGAAACAGAUUUAAAUGAACUUUUUUCAAGAUAUGGUUAAGUGAAUAAAGUUUUUCUUGCACCAAAUAGAUCAAUAGGUAUUGUUACUAUGUAGGAUGAUAAGUAAGCAACAAAUGCUUUUACUAAUUUAUAAAAUUAUAAAUUUAAAGGAUCAAUUUUAUAUUUAGAAUGGGCUCCAACAACUUUAAUGGGAGAAAUGAAUAAAAUUAUUGAAGUAAAUCCAUAAAUAGAAGAAUAAGAAAAUGAAUUAACUAGAAUUCUUUAUGUUAAGAAUAUUAAUUUUAGUACAACUGAAAAAACUUUACUUAAAUUUAUGUCAUCAAAAGUCAAUGACAUUAAGAAAGUGACAAUUAUUAAUAAAGAAGGAGUUUCUUAAGGUUAUGGAUUUAUUGAAUUUGAUAAACCAGAAUCUGCUUAAAAAGCAUUACGUCUAAAUAAUUUAAUUUUAGAUGAUCAUUUAUUAUAAUUAAGUUAAAGUAAACCUAAACCAAAAUAAGGUAUGAAUUAAUAAUAAUAUAUUUUAUAGAUUAAAAUAAAAGAAAAUAAAAAUAAGAAAUUGAACCUACAAAUAAAUUAUUAAUUAAAAAUUUACCUUUUGAAGCUAAUGCCUAAGAAUUAAGAAGACUAAUUAAAUAAUAUGGAGAACUUAAAAAAUUAAGAUUACCUAAAAAAUUAGAUGGAAGUAUAAGAGGCUUUGCAUUUGCUGAAUUUCUUAAUAACGAAGAAGCUUAAAAUGCAGCUGAGUCUUUAUAAAAUACUCAUUUUUAUGGAAGAAGAUUAGUUAUUGAAUAUUCAAAAGAAGAGUGAC
This is a messenger RNA of Paramecium pentaurelia, 2001 nucleotides long. NCBI's taxonomy places the organism in Eukaryota, Ciliophora, Oligohymenophorea, Peniculida, Parameciidae. The record is from the annotation of a GenBank genome assembly.